Messenger RNA from Capronia coronata CBS 617.96, 1101 nucleotides. RefSeq lists its product as uncharacterized. The coding region runs from base 1 to 1101 and encodes 366 amino acids. Lineage: Eukaryota; Fungi; Ascomycota; Eurotiomycetes; Chaetothyriales; Herpotrichiellaceae. Gene Ontology annotation, biological process: 3'-UTR-mediated mRNA stabilization. Gene Ontology annotation, molecular function: mRNA 3'-UTR AU-rich region binding. Gene Ontology annotation, cellular component: cytoplasm; nucleus. The record is from RefSeq and is a predicted model, not a curated record. The transcript is spliced from 2 exons.
AUGGCUUCUCCAGAGUCCCCUGUCAAUGCAAACCAUGUGGACGACAAUGGCCUGGCCGAGUCCCUGAACCAACUCAAUGUUGGGGAUAGAGAAAACGAACCAGCCAAGACUGAGGAGGAAUACGCGCAGUCCCAACUUACGCUCAGGGCUAUCGUCUCCACCAAGGAAGCCGGUGUCAUCAUUGGCAAAGCCGGGAAGAAUGUCGCCGACCUCAGAGAAGAGACUGGUGUCAAGGCCGGUGUCAGCAAGGUGGUCCAAGGUGUCCAUGACCGAGUCUUGACCGUCACUGGCCCGCUCUCCGGCAUUGCAAAGGCAUAUUCUCUCGUGGCCAAGGGCUUGCUCGAGGGCGCGCCCCAGAUGGGCAUGGGAGGAGUAGUCCAAAACAAUGGCACCCAUCCAAUUCGCCUUCUGAUCUCUCAUAAUCAGAUGGGCACCAUCAUCGGCCGACAAGGUCUCAAAAUCAAACAUAUACAGGACGUUUCUGGUGUUCGGAUGGUGGCACAGAAAGAGAUGUUGCCACAAUCCACCGAACGCAUCGUCGAAGUUCAAGGUACACCAGAGGGCAUCGACAAAGCUGUAUGGGAAAUCGGGAAGUGCUUGGUCGACGACUGGCAACGUGGUACCGGAACUGUCUUGUACAACCCGGCUGUCCGAGUCCAGGUCGGCUCUGGGCCUCUACCUCCCGUCGUGGCUGGCUUGACCAGUUCAUUGCCCGGCAACACCUAUGGUGGUGGUCGAUCAUACAACCGUACCGGUAACGGGGCUGACUUCAGCGAAGGCCGUGGCUACACUCGCGGUAACGAUGUCCCACGCGGCGGCAUUCCCAUGGUCACAGAAGACGGGGAAGAAGUCCAGACCCAGAACAUCAGCAUCCCUGCCGAUAUGGUCGGCUGCAUUAUCGGACGCGGAGGCUCUAAGAUCAGCGAAAUUCGCAAGACCUCGGGUGCUCGCAUCUCGAUUGCAAAGGCUCCCCAUGACGAUACCGGCGAAAGGAUGUUCACGAUUAUGGGAAGCGCCAGCGCGAACGAGAGAGCCCUGUAUCUCCUAUACGAAAACCUGGAAGCGGAAAAGGGACGUCGACAGCAGGUUUCUUCCGAAUGA